AGUGUUGGAUUCUUGCAUGCUUUAUUUAUUUAUUUAUUUAUUUCGCUCUCAACUGAGCGGUUGAGGCUGUUGAGGCGCGCGCGCACCGGAGAGCAAGUCAAGUCGUGCCGGACCGGACUGACGCGCCAAAAUCGUCGCAACUCAAAACAAGAAGAGCUGCUCACAAUUUUAUGGGGGAAUAAUCAAUCAUGUCUUCGCCUGAUGAUGGCAUGUGCUCGUUUGCGUAGCUGACCUCGGAUUUCUGGACUUGUAUUUGUAACUAGUACAAGGAAUGGCUUUCCUUUUGACGUGCUUCUUUCUGUCUUGUUACAGCGUAUGCAGUGCUCGGGGGACACAGCACAGCGAGAGCAGUAUCUAUUUGGAUAACAUCACGCGCAUAUUGGAUAGAUUACUGGACGGCUAUGACAACAGGCUGCGACCUGGAUUUGGAGGUCCAGUGACAGAAGUCAAAACGGACAUCUUUGUUACCAGCUUUGGACCCGUUUCAGAUGUGGAGAUGGAAUACACCAUGGACGUGUUCUUCCGGCAAACGUGGAUCGACGAGCGCUUGAAAUUCGAGGGCCCCAUCGAGAUCCUUCGACUCAACAACCUCAUGGUCAGCAAGAUCUGGACGCCAGACACGUUUUUCCGCAACGGCAAGAGGUCGAUCUCUCACAACAUGACCACCCCCAACAAGCUGUUCCGCAUCAUGCAGAACGGAACCAUCCUCUACACCAUGAGAUUAACUAUCAAUGCAGAGUGCCCCAUGCGCCUGAUGAACUUCCCGAUGGACGGACAUGCAUGCCCACUCAAGUUUGGGAGCUAUGCUUACCCCGUCAGUGAGAUCAUGUACACGUGGAAAAAAGGUCCUCUGUCUUCCGUCGAGGUGCCGCAGGAGUCAUCCAGUCUCUUGCAAUAUGACCUCAUCGGUCAGAGAGUGUCAAGUGAAAGGCUGAAGUCCAAUACGGGGGAAUACGUCAUCAUGACCGUCCACUUCCACCUGCAAAGAAAAAUGGGCUUUUUCUUGAUCCAGACAUACAUUCCCUGUAUCAUGACCGUGAUCUUGGCUCAAGUCUCCUUCUGGAUUAACAAGGAGUCCGUUCCAGCUCGGACGGUAUUUGGUAUCACCACCGUGUUGACCAUGACCACCCUUAGCAUCAGCGCCCGCCACUCCCUUCCCAAAGUCUCCUACGCCACAGCCAUGGAUUGGUUCAUCGCCGUCUGCUUCGCUUUCGUCUUCUCCGCCCUCAUCGAGUUCGCGGCUGUCAACUACUUCUCCACACUGCAAGCUAACCGGGAGCUACGCAAGGCGGCGGCCAUGAAGGCGGCGGCUCAAGAGGCCGCAGCUGCAGCUGCCGCCCCAGCUGCCAGCGCAGGAAAUGAUGGAGAGGUUUCCUCGGCGGAUGCGAGCAACGUGUUGAAGAAGCGGAUGAAUUCGGCGCCCCUUUUCGACCGGCCGGCCAAGACCUUCCCUAACCCGCCCGUCAGCGCCCAGGCCUUCCUGCAGCAAGGCUCCGCCGUGCCGGCCAACAACGUCCUGACCGGCACGAGCAUCAUCGACAAAUACUCUCGCAUCCUCUUCCCGCUUUCCUUCGGCGCCUUCAACUUGGUCUACUGGAUUGUGUACCUCACCAAGGACACCAUGGAGAUGACCAGGGAUUCCGUCUGAACCGGCAGACCAUGGACAUUGCACAGAUGCAACUGCAGAGAGAGACAAACAUGCAUACAAGAGGGUGACCCAACGACAACCCUGGUCUCAUCAACCAUUCGUCACGCGCGUGUGUGUG
This is a messenger RNA of Hippocampus comes (tiger tail seahorse), 1766 nucleotides long. RefSeq names its product gamma-aminobutyric acid type A receptor subunit alpha6b (gene gabra6b). The record is from RefSeq and is a predicted model, not a curated record. Gene Ontology annotation, cellular component: membrane. Gene Ontology annotation, molecular function: GABA-A receptor activity; extracellular ligand-gated monoatomic ion channel activity. NCBI's taxonomy places the organism in Eukaryota, Metazoa, Chordata, Actinopteri, Syngnathiformes, Syngnathidae. The coding region runs from base 272 to 1648 and encodes 458 amino acids. Gene Ontology annotation, biological process: monoatomic ion transmembrane transport. The transcript is spliced from 10 exons.